Vitrella brassicaformis is the source of this 845-nucleotide messenger RNA. The record is from the annotation of a GenBank genome assembly. NCBI's taxonomy places the organism in Eukaryota, Vitrellaceae.
UCAGACGACCGUGACUCUCACUGCCAUAACACACCCAUCAAUAACAUGACCAAGGAGUUCCUCGCUCGUCCUUCCUCCGUUCACCCUCACUCACCUCGUGUGUGUUGCUCGCGGCCGCCCCGGCUUUUCGCCGCACAUAGAUGCUCCACACAAAAGAAUAGAACCGCCACAAGCGCGACAAAGGCAGACACGAUAAAGAGUGGGAGAUUGAUAUCCUUCCUUGCCCACAUAAUCGUCAGCACCAAGAUGGGCACUUCCAGCAGGGCAAAAGUAGUAGUCCACAGGUGUUGGCUGAAUGAGGGAGAGCCGCGGAUGGCAUAGUGAAUAGACAACGACACAAAGUCAGCCAUCGACAAGCCCACGAUGAUGACGCCGGCAGCUCGGAUGCCUUGACCUUCUCUUUCCAAGCCAUGCGCUUCUCGAUGACUUGGAAAGUCAGACCAGAAGAGUAAUUCCACGCCCACCGCCACAUCAGUAAGGAAGUCGAUGGCCAUCCCGACAACGGCCAGCAUCUUGUACAAUCGGAUGAACGUGAGAUAAUCCACCCGCUUGAGCCACCGCUUGGUCACGGAUCGGUACAGGAAGGGCUCUGUUUGCCGAGCCUUGGCUAUGCGCUCGGCCUUCGCCGAUGGUCUCCAGCCUGCCCGACGGCCGCAGCAUGAUAGCCGGUCCUGAUCGACGUCGAGGUCCCUUCCACCCGUCGGACUGGUCGAUGCACGGACGACGCGCGGUUCCGAUAAGACAACGAAGAGGGUGAACUGCACAAGAACCGCGCCAACCACCCACGCAAGUAUGCCGAGACGCGAGAAUUCUUGAAGUGACACGGCGCUCUCAGCGGCGGACAU